GAUUACCAAAGUCAGGAGCACGGCAUAUGCAGACGUGACGGGCCACAAAGAAUAACUGACGCAAUCCUACAACAGCGCCAGGAGCCCAGGAUAGAACUCGGCGGAUUAAAUUUCACAACGGCGCUAUGCUGGCACUGAGAGGAGGCAUUGCGCAUCCACCGAAGAGCUCGCGUGAGCGGGCUAUCGACACUGGUGAACAUCGGGGCUUGCAUGCGCGCCCUUUCGUCCUUGCGCCAAGGCCGCAAAUUUGCCGCCGUGAUGUGCGCUCACGAGGUGGCAUGUACGUCCCAUCGGACAGCUUCGGGGGUGUGAGCCCCGAGCGCAAGGCCUCGGACAUCCUCCGCACCUUCUUCACAUUUGUGGCGGCCAGGGUGGUGCUUGCGCAGCUGGAGGGGUCGGGCAGAGGCGCACUGGGAGCCUACGACUCACAGGCCGCGGGUGACCUGCACCACUUCCUCCAGCACGUGCCGCUUAAGGACGGCGACGCCUGGCUGACCCAGCUUAUGCGCAGGAACAGCAGCCUGGGGCUGAGGCUGCUGGAGGUGCGCAAGGCCUACUGCGAGGAGGCGUUCGAGUGGGACCAGCUGCAGCGCGUCAGCGUCAAGGACAUGCAAGGCGCUAACGCACGCAUCAUGCGCCAGUUUGCGGCGGCCAGUCUGGCGGCGUCACUGGCCGCCGAGCAGGAGGAGGGCCAAGAGGCGCCCAUGCCAGCGGCAGCAGCGACAGCAGCGACAACAGAGGCAGCAACAACAGCAGCAGUAUCAACAGCAUCAGCAGCAGCAACAAUGGCAGCGACAGCAGAGGCAGCAGCAGCCACCAGCACUGCGGGCAGCUCUGCCGCAAGUAGCAGUAGUUGCAGUAGCAGCAGCAGCAAUGGUGCCAGCAUUGCGGCAGCCGGCGCAGGUGCCGGCGCUGUAUCCGACCAGCCGUCGUCCGUGGGCAGUAGCGCGGCGGCAGCAGCACCGGGGCUGGCUGCAAGCACAGCCGGCGGGGAGUCAGGUGGUGGCAUGGAUGGGGCAGAAGCGGCGGCGGGGGGCGGUGCGGGCGCUUCAAGCGUGGGGCUAGGGCCAGGACGGGAAGGAGGUAGCGCCGCUUCGACGCAGCAAGUUGAGGGAGGUUUCACAGGCCCGACGGAUGGGGAGAAGGCAUGAGAGCAUUCGUCGCAUGCCCCCGUGUGAGGGCAAGUUGGAGUCUUGGAGAUGGGCCGCGGGGAUGGGCCCGGAGGUUGGAUGCUGGGCCCAUUUCAUGCACUGGCUGUCUUCUCCACAGAGGACAUGAUAUCAUGCAAACGUGAAACUCAAAGUAGGUGUUCUGCGUUAUCAUGGCAAGUUGAGGGCAAGCAGUUGUUGUCUCGGCGGCUCAGGGGGCGGGGAGCCGCAGGGGGACGUGACUGGGGCUACAAACGGGGCCCGAUCGCGCAUGAGGGGACUGGGGAGUCGACCGGUCG
Messenger RNA from Chlamydomonas reinhardtii, 1447 nucleotides. RefSeq lists its product as uncharacterized. Bases 126 to 1151 code for a protein of 341 amino acids. Gene Ontology annotation, molecular function: protein folding chaperone. The record is from RefSeq and is a predicted model, not a curated record. NCBI's taxonomy places the organism in Eukaryota, Viridiplantae, Chlorophyta, Chlorophyceae, Chlamydomonadales, Chlamydomonadaceae. Gene Ontology annotation, biological process: ribulose bisphosphate carboxylase complex assembly. The transcript has 6 exons.